Messenger RNA from Fragaria vesca subsp. vesca, 508 nucleotides. RefSeq lists its product as uncharacterized. NCBI's taxonomy places the organism in Eukaryota, Viridiplantae, Streptophyta, Magnoliopsida, Rosales, Rosaceae. The transcript has 2 exons. Bases 1 to 447 code for a protein of 148 amino acids. The record is from RefSeq and is a predicted model, not a curated record.
AUGGCUCCUCCGCCGCCGCUACCUCCUCCCGGAAGCGUCAAGGUAACUGUGAAUCUGGGCGAGAAGAAGAAGCGCCACCACCACUCGAAGAAGAAGAGCCAGGCUGCUCUGGAUUCCCGGGUGACCUACACCGGGAAGGACGUCUUCGGGGACAUCACCCUAAACCCAAAGAGACAUAAGGUGGCACCCGGGGGUUCUACUCCCUCACUGUCCAUGUUUGCCCCUCCCCUUCCUACCAUCUUGAAGACCCCCAUCAAGAAGGUCCUCGAUGAAUAUGGUUGUGCAGACGAGAAGUUCGUGCACGCUAUGAUCUGGGACCUGAAGGGUAUUGACCUCGACCGGGCUCUCUUUGUGAUGUACUCUAUCGAUGCCAACGAGGAUACCCUUGAACUCAAGCAUGCAGCAGGUGGCCAAGCUGAACGGUCACGUGAGCUAUCUUCAGACUGAGAAGGGGUCUUUGGAGAAGGAGAAGAACACGUUGGCCGAGAAGCUGGCAAUGCUGCAGCUG